This is a messenger RNA of Ricinus communis (castor bean), 3806 nucleotides long. RefSeq names its product phospholipase SGR2. Bases 518 to 3292 code for a protein of 924 amino acids. Gene Ontology annotation, cellular component: cytoplasm. The record is from RefSeq and is a predicted model, not a curated record. The transcript has 20 exons. Lineage: Eukaryota; Viridiplantae; Streptophyta; Magnoliopsida; Malpighiales; Euphorbiaceae. Gene Ontology annotation, molecular function: metal ion binding; glycerophospholipase activity.
UUUCAUUUAUUUAUUUAGUUUACCACAAUUUAUUAUUAUAUUAUUAUUUUAUCAUCGUUGUGCUUGUAGUGCGUUCUACCUGACAUUCAAUGUCCAACUAUCUUUCUUCUUCUUUUUCAUGUUCCUCUCUGGAUUUUGCACAGUUUGUUAUCUAUUCUUCUUUUUAAUCUUUUAAGUCUUAAAUACACAGUUUUAUUGCAUUAAUUCUUCUUAACUUUUCUCUCGAAGCAAACAGCUAUCAUUUGAUUUUUUUUUUUUUUCCCCUUCAGUACCAUUUUGCAUUUCACUUCUUUUCGUUGAUGGGUAACUUUUUUUAAUUAACGUGGUUCUUUUGUUUUUGAGUCCAUUUGCAUAAUCCCCAUUUGGAUACAAGAACCAAUAAUUUUUGGAAUAUCCAAAUUUUAAUAACUUGGAGAAAAAACCCGUUUGAUACUUUGCCUUAUAUCAAUUCAAAAGACUUCCUUUUUUUCUUUAAGGGUCUUAUUGAAGAAGAAGGUUUUUUGCUUUGGAACCGUGAAUGAUGGCGGAUUCCAAGGCAAAUCCAAAUAUUUCAGAGCAGACAUCACCUGAUUUGCUCAAGAAUACGCCUUCAAACAUUGCAAGAUUGGAGGAUGUAAUAGAGCAUAGCAAAGGCCGUCAGAAGUACCUUGCGCAAACUAGGAGCCCCUCUGAUGGUAGUGAUGUUAGAUGGUACUUCUGUAAGGUCCCUUUGGCUGAGAAUGAGUCAUCUGCCUCAGUCCCUCGUUCUGAGAUAGUGGGGAAGAGUGACUAUUUUCGUUUUGGUAUGAGAGAUUCUCUUGCAAUAGAGGCAGCUUUUUUGGAGAGAGAGGAAGAGUUGCUAUCUAGUUGGUGGAAAGAAUAUGCAGAAUGCAGUGAAGGUCCUAAAGUUCGGCUUUCAUCUGAUAAGAAGUUGGAUACAGAAAAAAGUGCGUGUUCUCCGAAAGGUUCUCGAGCAGCUCACUUAUAUGAAGUUGAAGAAGAGCGAGUUGGUGUGCCUGUAAAGGGGGGACUGUAUGAGGUGGAUUUAGUGAAGAGACAUUGUUUUCCUGUUUAUUGGAAUGGAGAAAACCGGCGUGUUCUAAGGGGUCACUGGUUUGCACGUAAAGGGGGCCUUGAUUGGCUGCCACUUCGUGAGGAUGUUGCAGAACAAUUAGAGAUUGCAUAUCGUAGCCAGGUUUGGCAUCGAAGGACAUUUCAACAGUCUGGGCUUUUUGCUGCUCGUGUUGAUUUGCAAGGUUCUACACCAGGACUUCAUGCACUUUUUACGGGAGAAGAUGAUACUUGGGAAGCUUGGCUUAAUGUUGAUGCUUCUGGUUUUUCUAGCAUUAUUACCUUAAGUGGAAAUGGGAUUAAGUUAAGGCGUGGUUACUCUGCAUCUCAGUCAACAAAACCAACCCAGGAUGAACUUCGACAGCGAAAGGAAGAAGAAAUGGAUGAUUACUGUUCACAGGUUCCUGUUCGACAUGUUGUCUUUAUGGUUCACGGUAUUGGUCAAAGGUUGGAAAAAUCUAAUUUGGUUGAUGACGUUGGCAAUUUUCGCCAUAUAACAGCAAGUCUUGCUGAGCGACACCUUACUGCACACCAGCGUGAUGCUCAGCGAGUCCUUUAUAUCCCAUGCCAGUGGAGAAAGGGCUUGAAACUUAGUGGUGAAACUGCAGUUGAAAAGAUUACUUUAGAUGGUGUUCGUGGUUUACGUGUCAUGCUGAGUGCAACAGUACAUGAUGUAUUGUACUACAUGAGCCCCAUCUAUUGUCAAGAUAUUAUUAAUUCGGUGUCAAACCAAUUGAAUAGGUUAUAUUUGAAGUUUCUGAAGCGCAAUUCUGGUUAUGAUGGAAAGGUUUCUAUAUAUGGUCAUUCUUUGGGAAGUGUCCUCUCGUAUGACAUUCUCUGCCAUCAGGAGAAUCUGUCCUCUCCAUUUCCAAUGGAAUGGAUGUAUAAGGAGCAUGAUAUGAGUGAUGAAUCUAGUAUAGAUAUGAAAAACCAAUCUUCUCUAUGCGGCACUUCUAACAAUUUGGAGGGCAACAACUCCAGUGUUAAUGAAGCAACGGAAAAAGUGGAUCCUGUUGAUGUGUUGCAUGAUCAAUCAACUAUGUUAUGUCCAGAUAGACAUGCUGAGGAUUUUUCCACAUUUUCGAAUUCAUUUCUAUCAGAUUUAACAUACCUGCCUCCGCCUACUGUGGACCUUAAUCAAAAUGGUGGCAAGAAAAGCGACGAUGACCUGGGUAAUGAUUCCAACAAUAUUGACAACAAAAUCAAUGGUUUGGAGGAAAUGAUUGCAAAAGAUGAAGACAAUGAUGACUCUGGCAAUAAGGAUAAAGCAAUUAAAUUGCUAAAGAACGAGAUUGAUUCACUAAAAGCUAAAAUAGCAGAAUUGGAAUCACAAGGUGCUGGUAGAGAAAAUACAGAGGCAGUUGCAACCACUCCAAAGCAACUUGUAUCUGGGAAGCUGUCAGCAGGGUUAGGCGACGAUGCUCCAAAGAGUUACACACCUUAUAUUAAGUACACGAAACUUGAAUUCAAGGUCGAUACAUUCUUCGCUGUUGGAUCACCUCUUGGAGUCUUCCUUGCACUUCGUAAUAUUCGUAUUGGAAUUGGCAAAGGGCAAGACUAUUGGGCAGAGGAAAAUAUUAAUGAAGAGAUGCCGGCUUGUCGUCAAAUGUUCAACAUUUUUCAUCCAUUUGAUCCUGUUGCAUAUAGAGUAGAACCGCUUGUCUGCAAAGAAUACAUCGAUAAACGUCCAGUUAUUAUUCCUUACCACAAAGGUGGAAAGAGGUUGCAUAUUGGGUUUCAGGAAUUUACUGAAGAUUUAUCUGCUCGUUCUCAGGCAAUGAUUGAUCGCCUAAAUUUUGUAAAGGUUAAAGUACUUACAGUUUGCCAGUCAAGAAGUAUGGAUCACCUAGAAGAGGAAGCAGAAAAUGCCCAAGACAAAGAAGAGAGGACAUAUGGCUCCCUAAUGAUAGAGAGAUUAACUGGAAGUGAAGGAGGACGGAUUGACCACACGCUUCAGGAUAAGACAUUCGAACAUCCAUACCUACAAGCCAUUGGAUCACAUACAAACUACUGGAGGGAUCUCGACACUGCUCUUUUCAUUUUGAAACACUUGUACAAGGAUAUACCUGAAGAAGCCAACUUGCUUGAUGAAUCUAGUGGACAAAACUCAAAAGAUGAGAGUAGUACCACAGGAUGGUCUGAUCAAAGGGAGACCAAAGAGGAGGAGCUUCCUCUGACAUUCUCCGACAGAAUGAUGAUUAGAAACUUUUCAAGGAAAGCUAAGAAAUUUAUGAAGACUUGAAAGAGUGUUGAUAGGAGUACUCGUCGUAAUGUGUUGGAUUUAGAUACUGCUACUGCAGCUCCAUACGGAAUGGCUUGGCCUUGAUUUACUUAUGGUGGUGUUUGUGCUAGUUACAUCCCCUACUGAGGGCUGAAUCAUUGUGCAAUUUGAAGAUCUGUGAAUGAAGAUGCAAUCCUGCUAUGAUUGAAAUUAGAAGAAUCAUCAGAAGGGAUAAUAAAGUGAAGGGUACACAAUAGUUGCAUGGCCAUUUAGUAAUUAGUUGUGAUGGCUUCCCACAUAGUGGGUGCUUUCUGUUUCUUUCUGUACAGAAAAGGAAUAUAGGAAGCUAGGAACCAUGAAAACGAACUGAUCACAGUGAAAUUUGGUUGGCUCUUCUACAGAUGUAUAUAUGCUACAGAAAGAUGGACAACUGUACAUAAAUUGUACAAUUCAGAGUUGUAAUAUUGCUUAUUGCUGUGAUAGGUAUCCACUAAACCUGGUUAAUAUAAAUUAAACAUUUGAUUUGAUUACCUUA